CACGUAACCUCUUGGCUUGCAAAUUACGAAAGAUUUUACUGAUUAUGUCUGAAUAAAACUACUUUAGUCGAUAACUGCUUUUUCUCGUCAGUUAAUGGAAUAUUUUUCACAAUAUCUACCAAUUUUGGAAAGAUUAUCAUUCCUUUGAUUAAGAUACAAAGUGAUCAAUAUUCGGUGAAAAUACUUCAACUUUAUAAAUGACGUAGAAUUUAAACGAUACAGAAGGUAAAACAAGGCCAGAAACAAUUAAGAAGUGCUGAUCGAAAGUAAGGAAACUCCAAGUGACCAUGCGUGAUGUUGCUUACAACCUGCCAUUUUUUUAUGGCAGCAUCUCCCGUUCUGAAGCUGACGAAUACCUGAAGUUGGGAGGGUUGUCUGAUGGUCUCUUUCUGUUGCGCCUAUGUCUGCGUAACGUCGGAGGUUAUGUUUUAUCAGUUGUCUAUGAUCUGAAGACCUAUCAUUAUCCAAUUGAACGUCAGCUAAAUGGAACUUAUGCCAUUGCUGGUGGUAAGCCUCACUGUGGGCCUGAAGAGCUCUGUGAAUAUUACUCUCGAGAUCCUGAUGGACUUUGCUGUCCACUUCUGAAACCCUGCCUUCGACCAUCUGGUGUUGAACCCAAGCCUGGAGUAUUUGACAGUAUUAGGGAACACAUGUUGCGAGAGUACGCUCGCCAGACAUGGAACCUUGAGGGUGAGGCAUUGGAACAAGCAAUUAUCAGUCAAGCUCCACAGUUACAGAAGCUGAUUGCAAGCACUGCACAUGAGAAGAUGGCCUGGUACCAUGGUCCCAUACAGCGUGAGGAGGCAGAACGUCGACUAUACUCUGGUGCACAGCCAGAUGGGAAAUAUCUGCUCAGGCAGCGCAAAGAAGCAGGAGCAUACGCUCUUUCUAUGCUGUAUGGAAAAUCAGCCUACCAUUACAGAAUAGACUUAGACAAAUCUGGAAAGUUCUCCAUCCCUGAUGGAUCGAAGUUUGAUACACUUUGGCAGCUGGUUGAAUAUUUAAAGCUCAAGUCUGAUGGGGUGAUACAUAUACUACGCGAAACCUGCAAUAAUCCUAGCCAACCUGCUGAACCAGCACGACCACCUUCACUUCCUCCCAACAGACUAAGUGCUAUCAGUCUUGCCUGUAACCCUGAUGGAUAUACACCAGAACCAAUAGGAGGACGUCGGAUUCUUCCUAUGGAUGCAGAUUCAUAUGUAAGCCCCUACAGUGACCCUGAAGAGUUAAAAGACAAGACAUUGUACCUGAAGCGAGAGUGCCUGCUAAUAGAUGAGGUGGAGCUGGGAUCUGGCAACUUUGGUUGUGUGAAAAAAGGGGUGUAUAGAAUGAGAAAGAAGCAGAUUGAUGUUGCUAUCAAAGUACUGAAAAAUGAUAAUGAAAAAUCAUUAAAGGAAGAACUAAUGAAAGAAGCAGAGUUUAUGCAGAAGCUGGACAAUCCAUACAUAGUUCGAAUGAUAGGAGUGUGUCAAGCAGAACAUCUGAUGCUGGUGAUGGAGAUGGCUUCUGGAGGUCCACUGAACAAAUUUCUGUCUUCCAAAAAAGAUCAGCUGUCCACAGAAAAUGUUGUCGAAUUACUCCACCAAGUUUCUAUGGGAAUGAAGUACCUGGAGGAAAAUCACUUUGUGCACAGGGAUCUUGCUGCCAGAAACGUCCUGCUGGUCAAUCAGCAUUACGCCAAGAUUAGUGAUUUUGGAUUGUCCAAAGCAAUAGGUGCUGAUGACAGCUACUACAAGGCUCGAACUGCUGGGAAAUGGCCAGUCAAGUGGUAUGCACCAGAGUGUAUAAAUUUCCGGAAAUUUUCUAGCAAGGCUGAUGUCUGGAGCUUUGGUGUUACCAUGUGGGAAGCAUUGACUUUUGGACAAAAGCCAUAUAAGAAAAUGAAAGGCCCAGAAGUUGUUAGUUUUAUUGAGCAAGGAGGUCGACUGGAACGUCCUGCUGAGUGCCCAGAUGAAAUGCAUGAACUGAUGCAAAAGUGUUGGACUUACAAGUGGGAAGAUCGGCCUGGGUUUGAAGAGGUUGAGCCCAAAAUGCGUAAUUACUACUAUCAGAUAACACAGAAGGUAUCAACCGAUGACAAAGUUUGAAAAAAUAUCCAGCAUUAUAUUAUACUUGACAAGCAAUGAAGUUAACGUUUAUAAGUCAACAUAUUGCUGUUUCCGCUAUCCUUGAGAGCUCUUGUAGGCAGUAGCUACAGUAACUAUAAAACUCAAUUUUUAGCAUAACUUUUGUUAAUCACAUAAUACAACUUUGAACAUAAUUGUUUUGCUUUUUAAAUGGUGGAGCUAAUUCUGUCCCGUUAUCAAACUGAAACGAUAAAAAUCUGCUAAUGUGACGUUUUUGAUGUGAGUGAUAUCAGGAAGUCUGCCUGGCUGUCUCGAAGCAGUGUUGCAAAAUAUCACAAUUUAAAAAGUUAAAAUUGUAGCAUUUUGUGUUGAUAAAUUUAUUUGACAAUAUUGUAUAUUAAAUUAGAAACGAUACAAAUAUAUGAUGUACAAGAUCAAACUUACAAUUUGCUCUGUUACAAAAUUGUAAGUAAAGUGCCUUAUGAUGGAAUGUUUCUAACUUCUAACAACAGUAUUUUCAUUCAGAAUUAAAAAUAAAGGAGUGCUAAAAUCUU
Messenger RNA from Carcharodon carcharias (great white shark), 2620 nucleotides. Its product is annotated as tyrosine-protein kinase ZAP-70. Gene Ontology annotation, molecular function: signaling receptor binding; non-membrane spanning protein tyrosine kinase activity; ATP binding. The transcript has 13 exons. NCBI's taxonomy places the organism in Eukaryota, Metazoa, Chordata, Chondrichthyes, Lamniformes, Lamnidae. The record is from RefSeq and is a predicted model, not a curated record. Gene Ontology annotation, biological process: cell differentiation; intracellular signal transduction; cell surface receptor protein tyrosine kinase signaling pathway. Gene Ontology annotation, cellular component: extrinsic component of cytoplasmic side of plasma membrane; cytoplasm. Bases 288 to 2087 code for a protein of 599 amino acids.